ACUGUCAAAUUGUAAAUUACUUGUCUCAGGUCUUGCUGAAUAUUUUUACAGGUAGUAUUAUUACAAGAAAAAUGGUGUCUGGAUGUUCAAGCACUUCAUUAGUGGCAUCUCCUAAAAAACAAUCAAUAAAGGAAGUAACAGAAAAGUCUCCAAUGACAUCGGCCUCUCCUCCAACUCAAGCAAUAGAAGAAGCAAUUAGAAAGUCUCCACAAAAAUCAUCUUCUCUUCCAAUACAUGCAAGAGAAGAGACAAAUGAAAAAUAUUCAUUGAAACCAUCACCGCUAUUGUCUAAGGUGAAAUCUUUAGACAUACCAUCACUAAGACCGAUAUUGAUGGAGAAUGAACAUUUUACAAGUCGUGUAUCUGUAGCCUACAGGAUACAAGUGUUGAGGAAUAUACGAUCACUACUUUGUUAUGAAGAUUUGGAAACAUUCACAGCUUCUUGUUUUGGUCAUCUUCUUAAACUAAUCGAUCUAGCGAAGAGUAGUGGACAGUUGAUACAUUUUCUUUUACAGAGGCGGGUACAAACUAAUAAAGAAAAUGAGUUAUGGUUUGAUAUUGAUAGUCAGCCUGUUAUGUUUUCAAUGCACGAGUUUGCAUUGAUUAGUGGCUUUAAUUGCGAAAAAUCCAAUGACCCAAACUUGAGUAGUCUAAGAAAGGGUAAUAGGCUUAAAAAAGAGUAUUUUAGGGACAUAGGACACAUUACUCUUAAAGAUUUGGAAACUAUGUUUGUGGAUAUGAGUGAAGAAAAUCUAGUAGGGGAGUUGAAAAAAAAGAAGAAAUACAUAAAGAAAAAUCGGGAUCAUUUGAGACUUGCUUUGCUUUAUUGUUUGGAAGGAGUAGUGCUUGCACAUGAGCUUGCACAACCUAUAAGGGAGGAAAACAUGGGUAUUGUUGAGGACUUUGAUGUCUUUAACAAAUAUCCAUGGGGUAGGUUAUGUUAUAAUCUCACAUUAGAUGGUUUGAAGACGAAUUUGAAGAAAAAGUCUGUUAAGUACCAAAAUAAGGUUGGUGGGAAAAAAAGCAAAGAAUCAUACAAAUUAUAUGGUUUUCCUUAUAUUUUUCAGGUUUGGAUUUAUGAAGCAAUACUUUUACUUGGAAAUUUAUUUGCAAACCAAAAAGAAGGAAAUGCGACUCCUCGUUGCUUACAUUGGGAAGCAAAAGAGCCCGAAUACAAAGAGAUUAGUCAGGCAUUGAAGCUUACUCAUUCAAAUAUUGACGUACAUCAUAUCCUCCAUGCUUCUGAGUUAGAGAAGUGCCAACCAUACAUGAAGGAUUUUGAGUUAUUGAAUGAUAAAGCUGAUGACUUGAUUGAUACCUUUGUUAAAAAACUUAAGGUUUGCAGUCCUGUUUUGAGUGAAUACAAUAAGGAAGAAGAGAAGGUUGAUGUUUUAGAUGAUAAAAAAAUGUGCCCUUCAGCUUCAAAUGUCAAUCCAAAUCAGAAUUCGGGCAAUGUGAUAAAGUUAUGGGUUGAUUUGGAGAAGAAAAUGAACACUCGUUUUGAUGAGUUGAUGAAGCGACAAGAUGAAAUGGACUCCAAAUUGGACUUGGUGUUAUCAAUGAUGGUUCGUAGUUCUGGUUGUAAAUCUAAUCAACCUGAGUUUGAGUUGGAGGCCUAA
This is a messenger RNA of Humulus lupulus (European hop), 1619 nucleotides long. RefSeq lists its product as uncharacterized. The transcript is spliced from 4 exons. NCBI's taxonomy places the organism in Eukaryota, Viridiplantae, Streptophyta, Magnoliopsida, Rosales, Cannabaceae. The record is from RefSeq and is a predicted model, not a curated record. The coding region runs from base 72 to 1619 and encodes 515 amino acids.